CAGCGUCAGCACUCCGGAGCCCGAUAUAAAGCCCGGCUUCUCGCCUUUCGCCCCCCCCCUUCGCUGUGAAGACACACAAUGAGCAGCAGCGCCUCAGCCGAUCGGCCCAUUUUCUCCAAGGGGGAGGACUGCAAGGCCUCGUGGCACGACGCCAACGCCGGCUACAAUGAAGCCGACACGCACCUGGAGAUUAUGGGCAAACCCGUGAUGGAGCGCUGGGAAACCCCGUACAUGCAUUCCUUGGCAACGGUGGCGGCCUCCAAAGGCGGCCGGGUUCUGGAGAUCGGAUUCGGAAUGGCCAUAGCUGCCACCAAAUUGGAGUCUUUUCCCAUUGAGGAGCACUGGAUCAUCGAGUGCAACGAUGGCGUCUUUGCCCGACUGGAGAACUGGGCCAAGUCCCAACCACACAAGGUUGUGCCCCUCAAGGGCCUCUGGGAACAAGUUGUGCCCACCCUGCCAGAUAACCACUUUGACGGUAUCCUGUAUGACACAUACCCUCUGUCUGAGGACACAUGGCACACUCACCAGUUUGACUUUAUCAAGGGUCACGCUCACCGAAUGCUAAAGCCCGGCGGCGUACUCACCUACUGCAAUCUGACCUCCUGGGGCGAGCUGCUCAAAGACAAAUACAACAAUAUUGAGACCAUGUUUCAGGAGAGCCAGGUGCCUCAUCUGCUUGAAGCCGGCUUCAAGAAGGAGAAGAUAAGCACUACCACCAUGGACAUUGUACCUCCCACUGAGUGCAAAUACUAUUCCUUCCAUAAGAUGAUCACCCCCACCAUUAUCAAGGAGUAAAGUGCAGAACACUGCUGAAACCAUAUUUUUAAACUAUCAUGUGCCUCCUCUGACCCUCUCCUUACUUACUUGUUUCCCAGCUUUCAAUAAAACCAAAUCCAUAUCCAUGGGUCACUGGAUUUUUCAAUUUAUGCUGGCAGGUCACAUAAGAAUAACAAACAAGCUUUUACACUCAGAAGCACUUGCACAGUCAACAAGAGGUGUUUAAUGUUGUGACAGUGAGAAAUGUUUUUGUGGCCUACUGGGAUGCUACAAAGUAACAACUAUAUGCAUUACUGUGAAGAUACCAGUGCAUGUUAAAUGAACACAAUAUCAACGCGUAAGAAAUUUGUCAUUGGACGGACAGAAAACGGCAGGUGGAGAAACUACGGGAGUUGGCAGCGCUCAAAUUGGAGAAACACAUGGCUUGCAUGUUAGGACAUUAGUGUAUACUCUUGUCCCUGCCUUAUUAUUGUAACCUGUACUGGUGGAAUAACAUGUACAUUGUUGUAUGGAAAAUAUUUAGUCAUAACAGAGACUGGCUGUUUAUACAGAUCUGCAAACAUUAAGAGCCCCCCCCACCC
Molecule: messenger RNA, 1358 nt
Organism: Hippocampus comes (tiger tail seahorse)
Lineage: Eukaryota; Metazoa; Chordata; Actinopteri; Syngnathiformes; Syngnathidae
Gene: gamt
Product: guanidinoacetate N-methyltransferase
Exons: 6
Coding region: 79-795 (238 amino acids)
Biological process (GO): creatine biosynthetic process
Cellular component (GO): cytoplasm; nucleus
Molecular function (GO): guanidinoacetate N-methyltransferase activity
Source: RefSeq, a predicted model, not a curated record